AUGCCCACACCAGAAGGACCCUCCGAAGAAGAGAAUAACGCCUCUAGUCCUGAAACAGUCCUCAGUCCAGAGGAAGUCCAGGAGAUUGAAGCCGAAAAACGCGAAUUGUACAUCUACAUCUUCCACAAGCGCGAAUCGUACUGGAAAGACUGGCUCAAAUACACUCACCGAUAUUUUGCGCUUGAGGCACGUCUCCCUGAAGGUCCUGAUAGAACAAGAAGGCAGGGAAUCUGCGAGAGAAACAUUGAGAAAAUCAUCAAUGCAUACAAAGAACGCACGAGGAAGAGAAAAGAGAAAUUUGUUGAAAAGUGGCCGUAUGGCUUGGACACCAACGAAUGCUUACCGUUCUUAGACGGAAUGGAUUUGUUGGUCAAAGCCCAAACUCAGGAGGAGAUCAAGGCUUUGAGUGAGAGACAUAAAGAGUACUGUGCGAAGAAUGACGAGAUCAACCCUAGCACACCGGCUACCACACCAAAUGAGGAGGGGGCGAGAAUGAACGUCAUGUCCGAGUCAGCGUGGGAAGGCAAUACUUCUAGUUCGGAGAGUGAAGCUGAGGCAUGA
Talaromyces atroroseus is the source of this 561-nucleotide messenger RNA. RefSeq lists its product as hypothetical. The transcript has a single exon. Bases 1 to 561 code for a protein of 186 amino acids. The record is from RefSeq and is a predicted model, not a curated record. NCBI's taxonomy places the organism in Eukaryota, Fungi, Ascomycota, Eurotiomycetes, Eurotiales, Trichocomaceae.